ACGGCCGCUUCUCUUCACUCUUUUGAAACAAAACCCUAAGCCCUUUCUUUCUCCCUCGUGGUUGAAAUCUUUGAGUCUUCGAUCAGGCUACGCAGUUUGAAUCAACUCUAGGAAAGCGAAGCUGUGCCUUGCAAAUUGUUGAAAAUGCUGCUGCAUAGACAUGAUUAAAGGAUUGUACUCCGUUGCAGUCGUCUUCAUCUCAUGAGCUGUGGGUUUUACUAAAUUAACGAAACCAUGAAGUUUACUGCACUUGUCAAAACUGUUCGUGUUCAUCCAACUCUCCCCAAAAUAAUCGGGCCUUUGCAAUCUCGUUUUUUCCAACAUGAUUUUGUUCCAAGAGAGCCUAAUGCCAAGCCCAGGAGGUACAAAUAUCCGCCCUUCUAUGAUCCCUAUGGCCCUAAGCCUCCACCCUCCGAAAAAGUCGUGGAGCUUGCGGAACGAAUUGCAGCCCUAGCCCCUGAAGAACGGCGGCAAAUUGGUCCCAUGCUGAAAGAUAGGCUGAGCCUUCCGAAGACGCAAGUGAUUUCAACAGAAGGAAUGGAAUUGGGUUCCCAGGGAGGGGCAGCCGCAGGAGCCGGAAAGGUUGAGGAAAAGGUGGAGAAAACAGCAUUUGAUGUGAAAUUGGAGAAGUUUGAAGCAGCUGCAAAAAUCAAGGUGAUCAAGGAAGUGAGGGCUUUUACUAGUCUGGGGUUGAAGGAGGCCAAAGACCUUGUUGAGAAGGUGCCUGUUGUGAUCAAACAAGGGAUCACUAAAGAUGAGGCAAAUGACAUAAUAGAGAAGAUAAAGGCUGCUGGAGGAGUUGCAGUGAUGGAAUAGAGUUCUAGAUUCUCUCUUGUUCCUUUUUUUUCUUUCAAUUUCAAAAUGUUGGUCCUGUUCUCCUAGGUAUUUCAUUAGGAAGGGUGGGCUUAGGGAAUGUCCCAUCCUUAAAAUUUCGAAUUUUUUGUCACAUGCAGAUGGAUGCCCAUACCUUGUGGAGAUGAAAAAGGAAUAAUUAAAUUUCAUUCAAGAAUUGCAAUCUGGGUUUGUCCUGAAUUUUGAACAUUUUCUUUGGAUUGUUGGUGGUGUCAUCAGUAAAACUGAUUGGUUUCA
Molecule: messenger RNA, 1089 nt
Organism: Vitis riparia (riverbank grape)
Lineage: Eukaryota; Viridiplantae; Streptophyta; Magnoliopsida; Vitales; Vitaceae
Product: 50S ribosomal protein L7/L12
Exons: 2
Coding region: 235-816 (193 amino acids)
Biological process (GO): translation
Cellular component (GO): ribosome
Molecular function (GO): structural constituent of ribosome
Source: RefSeq, a predicted model, not a curated record